Messenger RNA from Necator americanus (New World hookworm), 708 nucleotides. RefSeq lists its product as uncharacterized. The record is from RefSeq and is a predicted model, not a curated record. The transcript has 5 exons. The coding region runs from base 1 to 708 and encodes 235 amino acids. Lineage: Eukaryota; Metazoa; Nematoda; Chromadorea; Rhabditida; Ancylostomatidae. Gene Ontology annotation, molecular function: oxidoreductase activity.
AUGCAUCAAAAUGAGUGCUACAUAUGUGGUCGAAAUAAUGUGAAGCUCGGUGUAGUUGCACAAAAGGCUGAGCUCAAUACGGUGAUGUCACCAUCGAACUGUUUCCCAUCAUUACUAUUAACACUGGUAUCCACUGUAAAUCUUGUAAAUACUCAAGCAAAUUGUAAUAACGCACCCACGGAAGCACUUCGGAUAAUUUGUGGUCAAAUCGCUAACUGGGAUGCUAACGCUAAGACUGUUGCUACGCCCUCUAAUCAGACAAGACAAGACCAGUCACCAGGAGCCGAUGCUGGCUUAGGUGGUGCAUCAGCGAUUAGUGCUUCGGCAGCUCCUACUAAUGCUUACGAAUGCAUGGAUUUCGCAUGCCUUUGCGGAUUCUUCGGAGGUAGUGGCAGGUCGAAUUGUGUACUGAGAAAUGGACAACGACUUGGAAAAGCGCUCCGGAAAGAGUAUCGUGUGAUGACAGAUGUAGAAAGAAGAAGGUACCACACAGCUAUGAGGAGAAUUAAAAGAAAUGGCGACUAUGACAAACUUUCAAGAAUUUACUCGUCCUCCAGUACAUCGCCAGGAGCUCAUUCUGGACCAGCAUUCUUGCCAUGGCAUCGAGAGUUCAUCAAAAGGCUAGAAACUGCACUUCGCGGAGUUGAUCCAACUAUAGCGUUGCCGUACUGGGACUCAACACUUGACAACACAUUGCCAUAUCCUUGA